UGCUCCCAACCACCACCUCCCGCUCCACUGCGCCUUUUCCCCCGUUCUUUACUUCAGACUCCCUAUAUCUUCAAUGGCAAUCCUAUACUCUCAUCACCCAACUAUGCCACCUAGAAAACGAAUGCGACGCACAGCGACAAGCGUUAUGGCCGGCGAUUUCGACGUUCCCCCGCCGCGAGACGUCCUAACGAGCCUGCUGAACGGCGUGGGUCCCUACAAGGUCGUCGAAAGAGAUGCAGAGGAGAAGAAGCAGAGGAGGAAGGAAAGAAAGGAGAGGAAGGAGAAGAAGAAAGCCCGUGCGUUGGAGCUCGCUGCGGCGGAGAGCAGUGCCACUAUCCGAGGGUCGACGACGAACGCGACGUCUAUUACUGUCCCCCCGCCAAUCAACUCAAGAGCGUCGUCUUUCUGGAAGUCCAAGGCAUCCAGCGUCCCCAAGGCGCGUCCAGAGAUUAUGAUCGCAUCCACCCAACGCUCCGUCUCAGUCACUCCACCGCCGAUGCCAUCCCCACAGCCUACACCCGAUUGCACCCCAGGUCCUUCAGUCUCGUCUUCCAUGUCCCACGACUCACUCAAGAGACUGCACACCCCAGACGACGAUGAAGACCUCGACGGCCGCCAUAUACCUGCACCGGCGCCCCCUCCAAAGAAGGAACGUCGAAAACGACCAGCGGCUAGGAAAGGGUGGAAGGGCUGGGUUGAAGGGUCGCCACCGCCGUCCGAGAAACUCAUCAACCUCGACGCUGUUCCCAUCUUGCAGGAACGACGGACUCGCAGUGGAAAGAAUUUUGACGCCAUUGGCGUCGGCAAGGAUGGUUGGGUCUAAGUUGGUACGUCUUGUAUUUUUUUAUUCAACGGUUGGAUUUGACUAUAACUCUGCCGGAAGCUGCAGUAGUCAUCCCCCUUCCUAUCCACCGCGGUUUUCCGCUAUCAUAUCCUUUGUUUGGACGUCGAGCACGGUCAACACCA
Molecule: messenger RNA, 966 nt
Organism: Coprinopsis cinerea okayama7#130
Lineage: Eukaryota; Fungi; Basidiomycota; Agaricomycetes; Agaricales; Psathyrellaceae
Exons: 1
Coding region: 74-823 (249 amino acids)
Source: RefSeq, a predicted model, not a curated record